Messenger RNA from Hippopotamus amphibius kiboko, 2030 nucleotides. It is a transcript of the gene KDF1, whose product is annotated as keratinocyte differentiation factor 1. Gene Ontology annotation, biological process: regulation of epidermal cell division; keratinocyte development. NCBI's taxonomy places the organism in Eukaryota, Metazoa, Chordata, Mammalia, Artiodactyla, Hippopotamidae. Gene Ontology annotation, cellular component: cell junction. The record is from RefSeq and is a predicted model, not a curated record. The transcript has 5 exons. The coding region runs from base 259 to 1455 and encodes 398 amino acids.
CCCGAGGCUACGCCCGGGCGGGCGAGGGUCCCGGGGCCGGUUCCUCCGGGGCCACCCUCCCACUUCCGGGGCGCGCGGGCCGGGCCGGGCCAGGGAGCGGCCUGAGCGGGCGCCUGGGCUAGGCGGGCAGACUGGGGUGCCAGCGGAUGCGGGAGUCCCGGGCUGAGCCUUUGGGGCAGGAGAUCAAGGGUGCACGGAUGUCGGGCACGAGAGCCGACGGCUGUUUCAUACCUGCUACAGCAAACCAUGCAGUGAGUCAUGCCCCGCCCCGGACACCCCCGCCCAUCAUCUGGGCCCCCACGCUUGGGACCCUGGGAGCGGCCAGCGGAGCUAUGCCUGGAGACAUGUGAUGAGCCAUCCCGGGCCCCACCAAGCCGCCGCACCCGUAGGCCAGACCCCAAGGACCCUGGCCACCAUGGGCCCGAGAGCCUUACCUUCAUCUCUGGCUCUGCUGAGCAGGCUGCUGAGCCUCCAGCCUGCUGCCUGCUCUGGCGACCUUGGGUGUGGGACUGGUGCCGGGCUGCCUUCUGCUUCCGCCGCUGCCGGGAUUGCCUCCAGCGCUGUGGAGCCUGUGUGCAGGGCAGCAGCCCCUGCCUGUCUGCUGGGGACUCCCCUGAAGGGGCUGCCGAAGCCAACUGGGUCAAGGAGCACAAUGGAGUGCCCCCCAGCCCUGACUGUGCCCCUCCCAGCCGGCGGGAUGGCCAGCGGCUCAAGUCAGCCAUGGGUAGCAGCUUCAGCUACCCUGACGUCAAGCUCAAAGGCAUUCCUGUGUAUCCCUACCGCAGCACCACCUCCCCAGCUCCCGAUGCGGACUCCUGCUGCAAGGAGCCACUGGCUGAACCCCCGCCCAUGCGGCACAGCCUGCCCAGCACCCUUGCCAGCAGCCCCCGAGGCUCCGAGGAGUACUACUCCUUCCACGAGUCGGACCUGGACCUGCCCGAGAUAGGCAGUGGCUCCAUGUCCAGCCGAGAGAUUGAUGUGCUCAUCUUCAAGAAGCUGACAGAGCUGUUCAGUGUACACCAGAUCGAUGAGCUGGCCAAGUGCACCUCAGACACUGUGUUCCUGGAGAAGACCAGUAAGAUCUCGGACCUCAUCAGCAGCAUCACCCAGGACUACCACCUGGACGAGCAGGAUGCUGAGGGCCGCCUGGUUCGCGGCAUCAUUCGCAUCAGCACCCGCAAGAGCCGCGCCCGCCCGCAGGCUGCAGAGGGGCGCUCAGCCCGGGCUGCUGCCUCUGCGGCCCCCGCCCCGGACAGUGGCCAUGAGACCAUGGUGGGCUCAGGGCUCAGCCAGGAUGAACUCACAGUGCAGAUCUCCCAGGAGACGACCGCAGAUGCCAUCGCCAGGAAGCUGAGGCCUUAUGGAGCCCCAGGUUACCCAGCCAGCCACGACUCAUCCUUCCAGGGCACCGACACAGACUCUUCAGGGGCACCCCUGCUCCAAGUGUACUGCUAACCCUCACUGGGCCCAGUGGCCACAACCCCUUCUGAGAGAAGCACAUCUACAGCACUGAAGAGAGGGACCAGAACCCCCUUUGUGGGAGGCGAGGCCAUGAGCCCAGAAGCAGUGCCCACUCUGGCUCUUCCCACCUUGCCUGACUGAUUCCUGGACCACGUGCAUUUCACUGGCCAUGGUGCCCACAUCCCCCCGGGUCCCCCGCUGGCCUGACCCCUGCCUGGGACUGUUCCUUCCUGCCCACGGUCUUCAGGAAGGCUGGGUCACAGAAGGCAAAGACUGAGAAGUUAAAUUCUGGGAUUGAAUCCUGACUCUAUCCCCAUCACAUGCUUCCCCUGUAACAUACACCCCAUAACCAGUUAUGCAAACCUCCGCCUCCCCAGGACAGCGGGGAGGGAAGGUAACAGCUGAAAGAAGCUUGUCUUAAAUGGAUUAGGUUUGGAGGCAGACAGGUCCCUGUCUGGAAUUCUGUGGGCAGUGCCCACUCCAUGUUGUUUGAGCAGUUAAGUUCCUAGCUGAUGUUCUACAUGCUAAGGUGACCAUAGUACAAAUCUUAAUAGAUGUCUAUCUGCUCA